CCUAGAAUUUUGCUUUGAGCUAAAUGAAAAAGGAAUGUCUCAGAAGCACUGGAGGAUUUCCUGUGGGAGCGCUUCUGGAGUACACUGUGCACCAGGAAUAUGGAGAAGUUGUUCAUCCCGUUGGACGCAGAUUGUUCAGGAGACAGGGGACGUUGACCACUCCCUAAUCUGUUUGAUCCUUGUUAGAAGAUCCCCUCGCUAUAUCGGACCACACACCGGGAACGUGAGUGCUCCUUUGUGUCUUUUCUUGGAUGGCUGUACCAUCCAGCCACACUACAAGAUGGAGCUGCGGAGUUGCAGGAACGAUCUGAUACUUGACCAGCUGCCCAGAGGGGUGAGUGCCAAAGCCAAGAGAGGACGAUGCUACCUGAAGAACCCUCCGGUCCUCAGGUUUCAGCCUGACCAUUUGAAGGCAACAGCAGCUGUUCUGCCAAGAGGCAGCAGCCCGGCCUGAGACUCCCGCUCUCGACAAGUCUGAGGGGAGCGAAAAAUUGGACCCUAAAUUAAGGGCCUUUCUUUGGGAUAUUGCUCACUCCAUCAAACACUUUCCCAUUAUCCCGUGACACUUGGCAGAAAGGGUCCAGGAACAGAAUGCCAAGAUGGCACCCCCGCCAAUACCCCCUGGUCCCGACAGUCUGCGCCGAUUGACUCGCGAGUCCAUUGUCGAAAUAGAGAAGCGGUUUGCUGAGGAGGAAGCCAAGAAGUUGAAGCCGCCAGAGGAGACUCUUGAGGAAGUAGUAGAGCGCAAACCCCGCAGUGAUUUGGAGCAAGGGAAAAGUCUCCCCCUCAUUUAUGGAGACCCUCCUCCAGAACUUCUUGGGGUGGCCCUGGAAGAGCUGGACCCAUUCUACAGUGAUAAGAAAACGUACAUCCUUCUCAGCAAAGGAAAGACAAUUUUCCGGUUCAGUACCACCCCUGCUCUCUAUAUGUUGGAUCCUUUCAACAUUGUCCGGAGGGGUGCCAUCCAAGUGCUUAUACAUUCAUUAUUCAGCAUGUUUAUCAUGAUAACCAUCUUAACCAACUGUGUCUUCAUGGCCAUGAGUAACCCGCCAUCAUGGGCAAAGAAUGUGGAAUAUACCUUUACUGGCAUUUAUACCUUUGAAUCUACGAUCAAGAUAUUGGCCCGGGGUUUCUGCGUUGACAGCUUUACAUUCCUGCGAGAUCCAUGGAACUGGUUGGAUUUCAGUGUCAUCGUUAUGGCUUAUCUUACGGAGUUCGUAGAUUUGGGCAAUGUGUCUGCUCUGCGGACGUUCCGUGUUCUCAGAGCACUUAAAACCAUUACCGUCAUUCCAGGUCUAAAAACAAUUGUGGGUGCCUUGAUCCAGUCUGUGAAGAAGCUCUCCGAUGUCAUGAUUCUCACAGUCUUCUGCUUGGCUGUCUUUGCUCUCAUUGGCUUGCAACUUUUCAUGGGGAACCUGCGACAGAAAUGUGUCCGGUGGCCACCAUUUACUAACGACACCCUAGAAGAAGAUUUCUUUGGGCUAGAAAGCAACUCUACUCUAUAUGACAACUUUGGCAACUCUACCCUAUAUGACAAUGACACUCUUACUAGCAAUUUCACCUUUGACUGGGAUGAAUAUAUCCACAAUGAAGAGAACUUCUAUUUCCUUGAUGGUGCACUUGACGCUCUGCUCUGUGGGAACAGCUCUGACGCUGGACAAUGUCCAGAAGGCUAUCAAUGCAUGAAAGCUGGCCGGAACCCAAACUAUGGCUAUACAAGCUAUGAUACCUUCAGCUGGGCUUUUCUUGCUCUCUUCCGCCUCAUGACUCAGGACUAUUGGGAGAACUUAUUCCAACUGACUCUGCGAGCAGCUGGAAAAACAUACAUGAUCUUUUUCGUCUUGGUCAUAUUCUUGGGCUCUUUCUACCUCAUUAACCUGAUCCUGGCUGUGGUAGCAAUGGCCUAUGAUGAGCAGAAUCAGCAAACCAUGCUGGAGGAACAAGAGAAAGAGGCCGAAUUCCAGCAGAUGAUGGAACAGCUGAAAAAGCACCAGGAAGAACAGGAAAGGCUGCUUCAAGAAGCAGCAGCAAACAGCAGCUCUACAGAGAGUAUUAUAGUGAAGAAUAAGGGGGAGUCGGAUCAAGAGGGGCACAGUGAUCAAGAUGGACCAAAAGACUGUAAUCGGCCGGCCAUCCCACGCUUGGUGCUAGAGCGGUCAGCCACAGUGGAUGAGUCAGAUUCAAUGGAAGAACAUGAGAAGUCUGAUCAGAACCACCUUCAGGUGAACACAGGUCUGGAGAAGCGAGCUGGGAGUGCCCUCAGUAUAGUUUCCAACACCAUGGAAGAACUGGAAGAAGCUCAUCAGAAGUGUCCGCCAUGGUGGUAUAAGUUUGCCAAUGCAGUCCUUGUGUGGAACUGCUGCCCAUUCUGGGUAAAACUGAAACACAUUUUGAAGCUUAUUGUCAUGGACCCCUUUGUGGAUUUGGGGAUCACUAUCUGCAUUGUCCUCAACACUGUCUUCAUGGCCAUGGAACACUACCCAAUGACUGAAGAGUUCAACAAUGUGUUGACUGUGGGGAAUCUGGUCUUCACGGGGAUAUUCACAGCUGAGAUGGUGCUAAAACUGAUUGCUCUAGACCCAUAUGAGUACUUCCAGGUGGGAUGGAACAUCUUUGACAGCAUCAUUGUCACCCUCAGCUUGGUUGAGCUUGCCCUUGCCAAUGUCCAGGGUCUGUCUGUCCUGCGUUCUUUCCGUCUGAUGAGGGUUUUCAAGCUUGCCAAAUCCUGGCCAACUCUCAACAUGCUGAUCAAGAUCAUAGGCAAUUCAGUGGGUGCCCUGGGCAACCUUACUCUGGUGUUGGCCAUCAUCGUUUUCAUCUUCGCUGUAGUGGGCAUGCAGCUCUUUGGGAAAAGCUACAUAGAGUGUGUCUGCAAGAUUUCCAGCGACUGUGAGCUGCCGCGGUGGCACAUGCACGACUUCUUCCACUCCUUCCUUAUUGUCUUCCGCAUCCUCUGUGGGGAAUGGAUUGAGACCAUGUGGGACUGCAUGGAAGUGGCUGGACAGACUUUAUGCCUCAUUGUCUUCAUGAUGGUCAUGGUCAUAGGGAACUUAGUGGUCCUGAACCUUUUCUUAGCUUUGCUGCUGAGCUCCUUCAGUGCUGAUAGUCUGGCAGGAUCUGAUGAAGAUGGAGAGAUGAACAAUUUGCAGAUUGCUAUUGCCAGAAUCACACGAGGGAUUGACUACGUAAAGAAACAUGUACUGCUGUUGCUUCACAGGGAAUUGAAACAAAAGACAGAGCCACCAGCUGAGGAGCAGGAUGACAGCAAGAAGGAAAAUUUUGUUCUCAAUCAUACGGACACAGGCCAGGACUUCAAAUUAGAAAUCAUGGAUGGUAUGCCCAAAAAGGAAGGCCAAGGUUUCAAAUCAGAAUUCAUGGAUGGCCUAUCCAAAAACGAUAGCCAGGACUUCAGAUCUGAUUACAUGGAUGGGAUACGUAGAAAAGAGCCGUUCAUUGAUGAACUGGAGCAAAUGAACUUCAUUAACAAUCCUAACUUGACCAUACAUGUCCCAAUAGCCUCCGAGGAAUCUGACCUUUAUGAUGAAACUGACACAGGUGAAGAGACUGCUGAAGAAACAAAAGAGACCAAGAAGUUUCUGUCUGAUGGAACUGAAUCAUCCAUAUGUAGCACUGUCGAUUACAAGCCCCCAGAUCCUAUGGAGGAGGAAGCGGUGGCAGAGGAGGCAGUGGAAAAUGAUGAGCCAGAGGAAUGCUUCACUGAAGCUUGUGUUCAGAGAUGUCCUUGCCUGUAUGUUGACAUCAAAACAGAAAAAGGGCAAAAGUGGUGGAAUCUUCGGAAGACAUGCUUCAAGAUUGUGGAGCACAACUGGUUUGAGACUUUCAUCAUCUUCAUGAUCCUUCUUAGCAGUGGGGCCCUGGCUUUUGAAGACAUCUACAUUGAGCGACGGCCAGUAAUCCGUACCAUCUUGGAGUAUGCUGACAAAGUCUUCUCAUAUGUUUUUGUUAUUGAGAUGUUGCUGAAAUGGGUAGCGUAUGGAUUCAAGGUCUACUUCACCAAUGCCUGGUGCUGGCUUGACUUCCUCAUUGUUGAUGUCUCCCUCAUUAGUCUGACAGCAAACUGGAUGGGCUAUUCAGAAUUAGGACCCAUCAAAUCUCUAAGGACACUCAGAGCACUGAGACCUCUUCGAGCCUUGUCCAGAUUUGAAGGCAUGAGGGUGGUUGUAAAUGCCCUCCUAGGGGCCAUCCCAUCCAUCAUGAACGUCCUCUUGGUCUGCCUGAUUUUCUGGCUCAUCUUCAGCAUCAUGGGGGUCAACCUCUUUGCCGGGAAGUAUUAUCGUUGUGUCAAUACUACCACGGGAGAGCUCUUUGAAAUCAGUGAAAUUAACAACAAGAGCGACUGUAUGAACCUCAUUAAUAUUGAAAAUGCCACAGACGUUCGGUGGCUCAACGUCAAGGUCAAUUUUGACAACGUGGGCCUGGGUUAUCUCUCACUUUUGCAAGUGGCUACCUUCAAGGGCUGGAUGGACAUCAUGUAUGCAGCCGUUGAUUCCCGUGAGGUGGAGGAACAACCACAAUAUGAAAUCAAUCUCUACAUGUAUAUCUACUUUGUCGUCUUUAUAAUCUUUGGGGCUUUCUUCACCCUCAAUCUGUUUAUUGGUGUCAUCAUUGACAACUUCAACCAGCAGAAGAAAAAGUUUGGAGGAAAGGACAUUUUUAUGACAGAAGAGCAAAAGAAAUACUACAAUGCUAUGAAGAAAUUGGGUUCAAAAAAACCAGUGAAGCCCAUCCCAAGGCCCCAGAACAAAUAUCAAGGAAUGAUCUUUGACUUUGUGACCCAACAAGCCUUUGAUAUAGUCAUUAUGAUCCUCAUUUGUCUUAACAUGGUGACAAUGAUGGUGGAAACAGAUGACCAAAGCCAAACCAAAAUAGACAUCCUCUUCCAAAUCAACCUGAUCUUCAUAGUCAUCUUCACAACUGAAUGUUUCCUCAAAAUGAUUGCCCUGCGGUAUUACUUCUUCACUGUUGGCUGGAACAUCUUUGACUUUGUUGUAGUCAUUCUUUCCAUUGCAGGACUUGUCCUCUCAGACCUCAUUGAGAAGUACUUUGUGUCACCCACCCUCUUCAGGGUGAUCCGUCUGGCUCGAAUUGGGCGUGUUCUCCGACUGAUCCGAGGAGCCAAAGGCAUCCGGACGCUUCUCUUUGCCUUGAUGAUGUCCCUGCCGGCACUUUUCAACAUUGGCCUACUCCUCUUCCUGGUCAUGUUCAUUUUUUCGAUUUUUGGGAUGUCGAACUUUGCUUAUGUGAAAAAGGAAUCUGGUAUUGAUGACAUGUUUAAUUUUGAGACAUUUGGCAACAGCAUCAUCUGCCUUUUCAUGAUCACCACAUCCGCUGGUUGGGAUGGCUUACUGAACCCCAUUCUGAACAGCGCUCCCCCAGACUGUGAUCCUGAUCUGGAGAACCCUGGCAGUGACGUGAAGGGGAAUUGUGGCAACCCUGGUGUGGGCAUCUGCUUUUUCUGCACCUACAUCAUUGUCUCCUUCUUGAUUGUGGUCAACAUGUACAUUGCUAUCAUCCUGGAGAACUUCAAUGUAGCCACAGAGGAGAGCAGUGAACCUCUCUGUGAAGAUGACUUUGAAAUGUUCUACGAGACAUGGGAGAAGUUUGAUCCUGAUGCCACACAGUUUAUUGAUUAUAGCAUUCUCUCUGAAUUUGCAGACACGUUGCAAGAGCCACUGCGAAUUGCUAAACCCAAUAAGAUCAAGUUGGUCACCUUGGACUUGCCCAUGGUUCCUGGGGAUAAGAUACAUUGUCUGGACAUCCUUUUUGCACUUACCAAAGAAGUAUUGGGGGACUCUGGGGAAAUGGACGCCCUAAAGGAAUCAAUGGAGGAGAAAUUUAUGGCUGCCAACCCCUCAAAAGUGUCCUAUGAGCCAAUUACCACCACACUGAAAAGGAAACAUGAGGAAGUAUGUGCCACCAAAAUCCAACGGGCAUUCCGAAGGUAUCUACUAAGACGAUCAGUGAAACAGGCCUCAUAUGUGUACAGACAUAGCCAAGAUGAGGAUACACUAGCAGAAGGAGCUCCAGAGAAAGAAGGGUUGAUUGCAAACAGAAUAAAUACACUGUAUGGAUCUUCAGAGAUGCAAAUGGAAAAUGAAAUAUCUCCAGAAGCAUCUCCACCUAUUGAACUUGAGCCAAUCCCCAGUCCAGAGAACACACAAGAUACUGGUGAAACUAAAGAGAAAGAGGAGGAACCUGAAAAAACAACAGAAGAUGCUUCCAGUAAAACUCAAGAGCCGAAAGCCACCAAACGUGGUGUAAAAGAGUCAUUUGUAUAAUACAGAGCAUUUCUGGCCAACAAUAAAUUGGCUCUGGUUCCAAAAAGACUUAUUUUACAACUCUCUCACAAGGGCCCUUCCAUAUUUUCUGCUAUCAGGAGCUAUGUUCUCUUAAACAGAGUUGAGGGAUUCAGAUAAACAUCUUAACUUUGGAAGUAGAGCCUAUUCUGGUUUCUACUUUUCUAAUUCACCACAAUGCCGAAAGAAAUUUUUAAAAUGAGGUGAAUAUGAAUUAUCUCUAUUGCUGGUGACAAAAAAGGAGUUUUAGUUUAAUUUUAGCUGAUUCUUAGCAUGUUCCUGGGCCACUUCUGAGGUUAAUUCUUCCCUAUUAGAGUUUGAAGAAGUUUAGGAAGAAGAUAAAGAAGAGAAGGAAAUGGCCAUGGAUGUGAGUCUUGAUCACUGCUGUGAGUCUUGAUCAGAGCCAAGCUAAUAUAUGGAAACGGGAGAUUAUGUCAGAGGAACACAACUGGAGUUGUGUACUUUAUACAAUUAAAGAACAAUCAUUCACCCACAAAAGCCUGGAUUUUAUGACCUGAAUCAAUUAUGCAAUUUUCCUGUGGCUGCAUAUCUUACCUAAUUUAUUCUGCUAGCCAUGGGGAACUCUGAAGCCUUGCCACCGUAUAACUGGUAAUUGUGUGCUAAAAGUGACUGCAAUACGCACCACUUCUAAGAUUUCUUCAGUUCCUACAAACUUUUGAAUAUCUCAAUUUAUCAAAGAAAGCUCAAGUUCUAAAGUCACUGAAUUUAGUGCCCAAUCCUCAUGUCUGUUGUUUUGCAGAAAGUGCACUCGAUCGUGGAAAGCAGAAUAUUCAGAAAUCUAUUAGUGACAUACUUUGAAAUAUGAUCAAAAUUUCAUCUUCAGCCAUUUUCUUUCCAUUUCCUAUCUGUGUCUUGAAGACACUAGCAGUGAAAAUUGCCGCCUACAUUGCUCCCCAGAUAUUAGGAGCUGGAUACAUCUGAUUUUUACUGGUAACGGACUGAUGUGCUUUGGCUUAGGAAUCUUUCCAGCAUGUAAAAGCAAGGUGAAAGUUAAUAAUGAAAUAACGGAAUGUUUUUCUGAACAUAAAUCUGCAAAGUCUUAAAAAUUUGGUUUGGCUUUUCCCUUUGGGGUCUUUGAAUGGUCUUAAACAAUUUUUGUUAGACAUGGUUUAAAGUACAAUUAAGUCUUAACCAUUUGCACUCUAUUAAAAGAUUCUUUUAAAGAAAAAAUCAAAAGCAACAAACUAAUCAGUUCUCAGGGUUUAUUGUCAGCUUUGAAAUGUUUCCAAGUUAAUUCUCAAUUCUGUCGAAUAUCUAUAAAUACAAACUGCACAUUUCUGUAUCUGCCACAUUGCCGUUUUCUUCUUUAAAAGUACAUCACAGCUAUGGUUUAGAAUACUGUAUGUGCUGUUCUCGUCUCCCACAGUCCAGAAAUCUCUCACUUUGUUUUGCCCUCCUUUCCUGCCAUACAAUGGGCAGGGAUGGUAUAGAAGUCUGGACUUCACACAUUUCUUUUACACAAUUAGUGAACUAUAUAAUUCCCAUGCUGGUCUGGUGCAUUACAAAAUCAGAAAGGUAGGAACUGCCAUCGGUAUAUUCCAAUAAGAUAGUUCAUUUUUCUUAAUAUGACUCCAUGUUGCUGAAAGUACAAACAGCUCAGUUGUAGCAGUACAAGAAAUUUGCCCUACUGAAAUAAAUAGUUUCUGUGCAAAAGCAAGGGAUUCUUAUGCAACCUUCAUUUGUUUCAGCUGUAGUUGUACAAGAUGUUCUUGUACUGCUGCAACUGAGCUGUUUGUGCUCUCAGCCGCGUGGAGUCAAAUUAAGAAAAAUAAUGGAUAAACACAAUGUUUUAAAACAGAAUGUCUUCCAAUUUUAACAAGGGCUUUGACUUCUUUGGCCUGUUUAUCCCACCCUACCUUUGAGAUAGCUGUGAUUGCCUACUCUAUAACACACACACACACUUUUAUUUAUUAGUGUGUGUAUGUGUGUGUGUAUAUAUAUAUAUACACACACAAAAUCAUGCAAAUCGGCUAUUCCUACCAGCCCCUAGAGAAGGUUUCCUGAGCAACUGCAAAUGAAACCAGCAUGUGGCAAGUUUUCUUGGAGAUGGACACUCCAAACGACACUGGAUAUGGAUUUGUCCUUGUAAGAGCAAAGGAUCUGUCCUGGUGUUGCUGAACUGCUUCCCUAGAUAAGUAAUGUGUGUCCAUAAUUAAAUAUGCAUGAUUAGAGUGGUCAUGUCCUGUUUUAUCCAUAUCUAAAACUCAAGAGGUGUUGGUUGGGCUCAUUUCUACUGGAACCCACUAUACACAACAAUGCUUCUCUGGCCCAGUUGUGACAUCACUGAACCACAUCCUCUCCUUGUGACAUCAGAAAACGACUUGCAUUCCUUCCCCAGAGCAGAUGGUAAAAAUUGGAUUAGAUUUAAUUGUAGAAGGUGAUAUAUAUACUACCAUUUUGUUAAACUUGCAAAAUGCCUGAAACAUGGAAGGAAGGGAAAACAAGAAAAUCAGAAUUGGACUGAGAUGGAAUUAUGCAUGUCAUUCAAAGAGUAGACCAGAGGGAGAUUGAGCUUGCUCUUUGAAAGAAGAAUAUAUAGAUUGCAGUUAGUAUGUAUAUUACAUACUUGAAAUAUGGUUCACAAACCAAUAACACAUAGAAAACUUUAUAGGCUUCCUUUUAUGAGAGUAUACUUGUACUAUCUAUCCAUUAAAUUGACAUGAGCUUCCUAUUAUCACCCCACACAGCUGGUUUGUGUGCAUUCAGUGUAAGUUAUUUCUCUUUCUCUUUUCCUCUCAGAAAACUGUUUUUGCUCAUUAGUUGCAUUUACAAAAUGAGGAACCCUGUCUUUGUUACUUAAUUGACAAUCCUUGAGCUGAUCCCAUACAUCAAAAACAGUCUCAAAGCCAACAAGGGAGAAUAUAGACCCUUCCAGAUGAUGCUACACUACUCCCACCAUUCUUCACCUAUCUGGUUGUUAUUUAGGACUGAUGGGGAUUGGAGUACCACACAUUCUGGAGGAAUGCACUUUGUCCAUCUCUGGCCUACAAGCUCAUAUUCUGUAAUUCAAGUCUUAAUCCAUACAAAAUCCAACCAUACCCAUAGUUCAAAUUAUAGUUUAAAAAAAUCAGAUUAAAAAUAAUGUGGAGUCUGAAUAUUUGCAAGCAGAACGUGCUAUGCUUACCUGUGAAAACUGGAUUGUUUUGCACAAGUUUUAAAGAAUUGAUAAGAAAAUGCUGCUAAUGAGUAUAUAUUUCCAGUUAUGUCACUCAACAAAUAAACAUUUCUAAAAAAAUAAUGAGGUAAAAAGGGGGGAAGCAUUUUCUACUCUCAGUUUCUUCAAACAGAGAUUACAGUUCUUCAGCAGAGGGGUGUGUGUGUUGGGUAGUUUUCUGGGAUGUUAUUCAGCACCUUAUUGUUGGGAAUGCUUCUCUUUACAAGUGGGUUUUUUUUUCCAAUUGUCAGUCCAGUUGGAAUAUCUCAGUUUUCAAGGUCUCCUGGGGCAGGGGACCCAUCCAGUAAAUGUAUCAUUUGAGACAGGGUUUCCAAUUGUGUUUACACGUGAACAGCUGUGGGAAGAGAGCUGCUCUGUUUCAAAUGGACUGUGUUGCUUGUACAUAUGUGAUCUUCUGUACUGAGAACAACUCUAAUUUUAUUAGAUUGUGCAAUGUUUUCUUUGUACAUUUCUUAAAAUAAAAUCUGUAAAUGAGCAAUUAUUACA
Messenger RNA from Anolis carolinensis (green anole), 9999 nucleotides. RefSeq names its product sodium voltage-gated channel alpha subunit 4 (gene scn4a). Gene Ontology annotation, cellular component: axon; plasma membrane; voltage-gated sodium channel complex. Gene Ontology annotation, biological process: sodium ion transmembrane transport; neuronal action potential; membrane depolarization during action potential. The record is from RefSeq and is a predicted model, not a curated record. Bases 600 to 6299 code for a protein of 1899 amino acids. NCBI's taxonomy places the organism in Eukaryota, Metazoa, Chordata, Lepidosauria, Squamata, Anolidae. The transcript is spliced from 26 exons. Gene Ontology annotation, molecular function: voltage-gated sodium channel activity; protein binding.